AUGCAGAAGGAUGACGAUGUGAAGGCGCUGAUGGGCGUGCUACCCCCUGAGCUCGGGUUCCAAGUACUAGAGCUGGUGGUGGGUCAGGGAAGCGACCUCAGUUGGGCGCUUGGAGGCCAGGGCGGAGGGAUGCGUCGUGGCAUUAAGCUGUGGCCUCCUGCUGGGGACACUUCGAAGCACGGCGAAAUCAAUGAUUCCUUGCUGCUGAGCGAAAAGGACGUUCGUGAUAUAGAUGUGGAAGGACCAGGCUACGCGAUUAAAGAGGGCUUGCUGGGCGACUCUGCCUUGCGAUUGCUACGCGACGAGGUUGGUAAGAUCUUCGAGGACGGCCAUCUGCAGCCUGCAGCCAUGGUCUCCCAGGACCAGCGCCGCUGGGCUGUUCCUGGUGCCCGUGAUGUGGCUAGACAUGGCGAGCCUUGA
This is a messenger RNA of Acanthamoeba castellanii str. Neff, 420 nucleotides long. RefSeq lists its product as uncharacterized. The record is from RefSeq and is a predicted model, not a curated record. Bases 1 to 420 code for a protein of 139 amino acids. NCBI's taxonomy places the organism in Eukaryota, Discosea, Longamoebia, Acanthamoebidae. The transcript is spliced from 2 exons.